AUAUGUCAACUACAUAACACACACAGUUCGCUGUCAAAUGGUGUGUUCGUUUCGUUGUAAACGUUCGGUUUGUUAUACGCGUUCAAAAUUGCAACGAAAUUAAAUAAUAUAAAUAACACAGUGAAAAUGUGCGGAUAAACUAAAUCGUUCGUGAUAAAAAAUGAGCGUUUUCGGUGAUUUUCAGCGGGUGUGGUUGCAGCGAUUUCCGCACAGCGACCUGCCAUCGAGAUGGGAGGAAGAUGUGAGGGCGAAUCUCGCCAAACACCAACAGAAGGUGCACAAUCUUCGGGAGGAGCUCGACAAGGAAGAGGUGUACGUUGCGUAUUUAGAACGGUUGUUGUCCGAUUUGGAAGAACAGAAGAGGGCGAAAGCGGAAAGUGAAAAUAACGCCUUGGAAAAUAAGGAUUCGAAUGCGAUGGGGACCACAAACGCGACUAUUAAUUCACCAACCGAAUUAUCUAAGCGUAAGUCGGAUGUGAUUAUACCAAGCGCUCCGCCUUUAGAAUCGCCAGAAACUGAAAACGCGGUCAACAAAUGUGUAACGGAACUGUCGAAAACGUUAACAAGUAUGGAUAAAAUGGAUAAAUCGAAUCGGAGUUCGGUUUCGUCCGAUAUGACAACGGCUACUGCCCCGCAAUUAGUUGACCCAAGCAGUUUUGUUACUGUAAUCGAAGUAAAUGGGAUUAAAUCGGUUGAAAAUCGGAGUUCUGCCUCACCCACAUCUUCAAUAAAACCACCAAAGCCUCCGAUUAAACCUCGUAUAAGAGAUAGUCAAUCUUCACCCCCGGAUCAAAGCUCCACAAGAACAAAUAGUAUCGAAUCAUUGCGUUCAAUGCGAUCAUCAACCGAACAAUUAUCGCCGAGCGAUGAGCCGUUUUAUGAUAUGGUAGCUGCGGAUGACGCCUCGAUGGUUAAAAGUAUAGAUUCUGGCAUGGAUGAGUUCAAUAAUUCGAGCACGUUACCGAUGCCGCCUCACGCUUUGAGAAGUAUGGUUUCUUUAGAACCACAAAGCCCCGAUCCAACAUCGAAUUACGUUAACAUCGAAUAUUUUCUUUUAAAGAAAAAACAUCGCACCAAUCAUAGUGAUGAUGAAGAUAGCGAAGACGAAGAAGGACCAAAUCAAUUACGUAAUGAACGAGAUGAUUUCCAAUAUAAUAGUUCAAGCUCGUUGGAAUCUUCCACUCCAGCUUCGAAAAGAAAAUUUAGUCAGGGAAGUAAUAUAUCAGGAGAAUCAAAACAAGACGAAGAAAAAUCCUCAAUGUACAAAAGCAUAUUAUCAAACAUUAUUGACAGUGAAAGUAAUUAUGUUGAAUGGUUAUGUGUUUUAUUAAAGUAUAAAAAAGCAUUUAACGCGACAUUAAAUACAUCACAACCGGUGUUAACUGAAAAAGAACUUGAAACGAUUUUCUUUAAAAUCGAGCAACUUCAUACGAUCCAUUCGAAUUUUUUGGAUAAUUUACGUCGGCAUUCGCAAAAACGUGAAAACACAAAAAUUGGCGACUGCUUUAAAAAUAUCGCUUUAAAUUUAAACGUUUAUGGGGCCUUUUUGGCGAAUUACGGUCAAGCUUUGGACACGGUACGAAAAUGUAGUACAGCUAAUAGUCAAUUUGCGGAAAUAAUUAAACAGUUGACGUGUAAACAAUUGUCCGAACAAUUCAGUUUGGAAGAUUUAUUGCAUAAACCGGUUGCUAGAGUACAAAAAAACGCCUUGGUGCUUCACGAUUUAUUAAAAUGCAUACCAAAAUCGCAUCAAGAUUACAACAGCUUACAAGAGGCGUUACAAUUAACACAACAAUUUUUAGAUGAGUUCAAUAUGAUACAAACUAAAUCUAUGUUUCCAGCUACCGACAGAGCUCAACGUCGUCUAGUCAAAAAUUCAUUUAUAGUUGAGUAUGUGGAUAAUAGCAGGAAAUUACGGCAUUUAUUUUUAUUUAAUGAUGUGAUAGCUUGUGCUAAAUACAAAGUAAUGCAGCAAUCGGGAAGGAAUGAGAAAUAUUCUUUCGAAACUAAAUGGUUUAUUCCCGUCGAACAAAUUGAAAUUUUAGAGGAAAUGAUGAAUAAUCCUUACGAAACUACUUCCGCCGAGAUCGUUUUAUUAAAAUCUCGCGCAUCUACUUGUCGCGAUCAAAUAAGACAGGAAGAAAAGGUCGAUGAUAAGAAAAUCCGUAUAAGCCGAGGUGGUGCUGAAAAACAUCGAAAACGUCUCCUGGACAUAGAAAGUCAAUUGGUUCUAGUCUCCCCAAAUCUCGUCUUCAAACUAAAACACAAACAAAUACAAAAAACGUACACGUUUUUCCUAUCAUCCGAAUACGAACGUUCGCAAUGGAUCGAAAGCAUACGUACCUUAAAAAAAACCGGCCAAGCGCCCGUUUCGAAUACAAUUUUCAACACGUUCGAACUCCAAACGUGGAUUUCAGCUUGCAGGUAUUAUUUAAUACCCAACAUGGGUUCGUAUCUUCUUCGUAGCGGGCACGAUGAGAGUUUAUUAGUGGGCGAUCUUCACGUAACUAUACACGAUUUGCAAGGUCUCGAAUAUUGUACCGACAUGUAUAUUUGCAUAGAAGUUGAUUUCUACGGGCAUUUUUUCUGUAAAGCCAAAACGAAAACUAAAAAGAAUUUAAACGGGACGUUCACGUGGAACGAAUCGUUCGUGAUCGAUCUUGAAGGAUGCGAAAAUUUGCGUUUGUUAGUUUAUCGCGAAGAACAAAAUCCGUAUUCGCAUUCGAUCGAUUCCCCCGAUCCUCAAUCGACCGUUUUUGGGAAACAAGUACAACAAUUAAGCCGCGAUUGGCUUACUCAGGAACCGGUUGAAAAGAGGAUGAAAAUUAAUCAGUGCGAGUUAAAAGUAACGUUACGUUUUACUCCGUAUGAAGUUAGUUUGAGGAGAGUGCCCACUGGAAAAACUGGGGCUUUAUUUGGGGAAAAAAUCCAACAAGUUUGUAGGCGCCAAAAAAGAGAUAUUCCCUUUAUUGUGUGUGCUUGUAUUCGAGAAGUUGAACGACGCGGAAUGGGCGAAGUUGGGAUUUAUCGCGUUUCCGGUUCAGUUUCUGAUUUGCAAAGGUUGAAGAAAUCGUUUGAAAGCAAUUCGUACGAGGCUGAGCAACUUUUAAAAGAAGUCGAUAUACAUUCCGUAACAGGUGUUCUAAAAUUGUACCUUCGCGAACUUCCAGAAGCCUUAUUUACCGACAAAUUAUACCCGACGUUAAUCGAAGCGUUUAAUUUAUGCAAUGAAAAUUUGAGCAGGAGGACUCAAUUGUUAAAGGAGCGAUUUGAAGACCUUCCACGACCAAAUAAAGAAACGAUUAAAUGCAUUUUAGACCAUCUUAUAAAGAUUAAUCAACAUGAAAAUGAGAAUAAGAUGUCUUUACAUAAUUUGGCAACCGUGUUUGGUCCAACUUUGUUACAUCCGGGUGGAAAAGGGGAUGGUUCUAAGAAUAAGGAUGCUUUAGUGACGGGUACUGCGGAUGUAAUGGCACAGGCUGGUAUAUUAUAUUGUUACCUGCAGGAUAAAAACUCCACAAGACAAGACUGUUGACCAAAAUGAAAGAAAUAAGUUUACAUAUUUACACAUAUACACGAAAAGUCUGAACUCGCGGUACUUAUAAUGAUUAAUACCGUACUUUCCGAGGAUCACACAUUAUAUUUAUAUUAAUAUAUUUUGUAAGGUAUUAGUAGCCAAAAAAAUUCAACAAAAAUGAUUCAAAAAAAA
This is a messenger RNA of Onthophagus taurus, 3709 nucleotides long. It is a transcript of the gene RhoGAP1A, whose product is annotated as Rho GTPase activating protein at 1A. NCBI's taxonomy places the organism in Eukaryota, Metazoa, Arthropoda, Insecta, Coleoptera, Scarabaeidae. Gene Ontology annotation, cellular component: membrane. Gene Ontology annotation, molecular function: guanyl-nucleotide exchange factor activity; GTPase activator activity. Gene Ontology annotation, biological process: positive regulation of GTPase activity; signal transduction. The record is from RefSeq and is a predicted model, not a curated record.